This is a messenger RNA of Oreochromis niloticus (Nile tilapia), 1452 nucleotides long. RefSeq names its product Fc receptor-like protein 5. The transcript is spliced from 7 exons. Bases 99 to 1019 code for a protein of 306 amino acids. The record is from RefSeq and is a predicted model, not a curated record. Lineage: Eukaryota; Metazoa; Chordata; Actinopteri; Cichliformes; Cichlidae. Gene Ontology annotation, molecular function: transmembrane signaling receptor activity. Gene Ontology annotation, biological process: immune response; cell surface receptor signaling pathway. Gene Ontology annotation, cellular component: external side of plasma membrane.
UCAUAUAGGUAAAAAAAAAAAAACAUGUGGGGGAAGGGGGCGGAGUUUACUGUGUCUAUGACAAAAAGAGAAAACAGGUCACAUCAGUCAAGAGGACAAUGGAUGAAGCAUCUCUACUACGUCUGCUCUUUCUGACUUCAAUGCUUUGCUGGACAACAAACCUAGCUCGUCUGACUGUGAGUCCCAGCAGCUCUCAGUUCUUUGAAGGAGACUUUGUGUCUCUGAGCUGUGAGGAGGACGACAGCUCUGCUGGAUGGACUCUGAGGAGAAACACAAGGAGAGACACCAGAGCUGAGUGUGAGGAGUGGGGAAAAUUAACUGAUUCUUCCUGUAACAUCACUGGCUUCCACAAACUGGACAGAGGUGUUUACUGGUGUGAGUCCAGAGAGGGUCCCAUCAGUAACAUGGUUAACCUGACAGUCACUGGUGGAUCAGUGAUCCUGCAGAGUCCUGUCCUCCCUGUGAUGGAGGGAGAUGACGUCACUCUGCUCUGUAAAACAAAGACCACUCCCUCCAACCUCCCAGCCAUUUUCUUCAAAGAUGGCGUCUUCACUGGGAAAGACUCCGCAGGUCACAUGACCAUCCAGCAUGUUUCCAGGUCUGAUGAAGGCCUCUACAAGUGUGACAUCAGCGGUCAUGGAGAGUCUCCAUCCAGCUGGAUCACUGUCACAGAGAAACACACCACCACACCUCCACCUGCCUCUUCUGCUGGUUCCUCUCCACUUGUCCCCGUGUUGCUGACAGCUGGAACAGUCUGUGUUGUGUUAGUAGUGAUGUUACUGGUUGUUUUGGUGGAACGACAUGUUGACAGGAAACUUAAAGAGAGUGAUGCAGCUGCAGUCGACUCAGCAGUGAGAACAGAAGAUGUCACUUAUGGAGAAAUCAUCAUCAAAGAGAAGCAAGAAGAGGCAACUAUAAAAUGGUCAUGUGGGUGGGUUGGAGGCCUAAAACAGAGAGACAGAAAACCGUUCGCACUCACAUUCACACCCUCCUUUUACAAUCAUCAUUUAACCCACUAACUGUGUGUCUUUGGAUUGGGGGAGGAAGCCAGACUACCUGGAGGGAACUCAAAAAUAUGGCAGUGGGCUCUGGCUAUACACAAUACACAAAACCCCCACCCCACCAAAUAACAGUUAAAUAGGCGUUCAUUUUUCACAGCAGUUUCUCUAACUUUUGAAGGAGUCAGCUAAAUGGAGCUGGAGUGGUAAACUUUUCUGGAGCCUUCCCCUCAUCCUAGUCUUCAGUCUUGCAAUAAAUGCAAUAAUGUGAGCUCACUUGCUGGAACGUGUUAGGAGUCUAUCUGCAGCAGUUUGGGUUGCUUGGAGGUGUAAAAGCCAGUAAACAGUUCAGUAAUCUUUGAACGAUGACACAAAUGCACUCACAAGUUUCUCUAGUUCAGAGGAGGAGACUACAAUUCUCGGUUUAGAAAUAUUCCAUAAAUGAAGAAAACGG